CCCCGAGCCGACCAGACCUCCCUCGCGCGCGCGACGCCGACCGCCACCCGGAGCCGGCGAGAGCCGCCGUGCGUCGUCCCGUGCGAGAGAUCGCCCGCCCCUCGGGCAGACCCCGGCCCGCGUGCGCCGUCGCGUGGCGCUCGCCUGCCCGCCCCCGUGCCGCCCCCGGCCGUGCUCGUUGACGUGUCCUGCCGACUCCGCUGCGCUCGCUGCUGCAGCCAUGGGUACUGCGCGGGGACUGCAACGACGACUGCUUUACAUAGGACCCUCGUAACUCAUCAAGGACUACCACUGUCUCCCUCCAACUCGCGUGCUGCCGCACCCCUUCUCUCUCUCUCUCUCUCUCUCUUCCUCUCUCCUGCUCUCUUUGUUCCACCUCCGCUUCCCUCUCUGUUCCUCUCUAUAACAACCACCACAACCCCCCAUCAACCGCAGUGCCCCCGUUAGCGGAGCAGAAAAGUGCAGCGGCUUUUGUGCAUUGUGAACGAAGACCAGUGAGUGUGCGUUCGUGCACCUGUGUUCGUGCGUGUGUGUGUGUGUGUGUGUGUGUGAGCGAGUGCCAAGCGAGGAUACGCCCCCCAGGAUGCCACCCGUGACGUGAGCAGAGGAGGCGCCCGUCAGGCCGGCAGCAGGAUCAGGAUGGAGGCGGCGGGCCUCACGUGGCUGGCCGUACUGCUGCUUUUACAAGGCUGCCUCUGCCUCAAGAUGGUCGAGGUGAAGAUCCCGCCGCACACGAUCCGAACGCACCCGGUGACGCUCGAGUGCAACUACGACCUGCAGGGAGAGGCCUUGUACUCUGUGAAGUGGUACAAGGACGGCCGUGAGUUCUACCGAUACGUGCCUGGCGACCUGCCCAACGCGCAGGUGUUCGACCUGGCUGGCGUCUACGUGGACAUGAUCAAGUCCAACGACCGCCAGGUGUCGCUCUCUCAGGUGGACCUCACGUCCAGCGGGCGGUACCGCUGUGAGGUGUCCGCCGAGGGACCUGCCUUCCAGACCGUGUCGGACCACGGCAACAUGCAAGUAGUGGUACUGCCCAAGGACGGGCCGCACAUCACGGGCGGCAAGCCCAAGUACCGCGUGGACGAGGACGUGGACGUCCUGUGUUCGGUGAACCGGUCCAAGCCCGCGGCCAGCCUCCUCUGGUUCAUCAACGGCGAGGUGGCCGACGACAAACUGCUCCGGGGGCCGUACAAGUCCGUGUCGGCGCCCGACGGCCUGGAAAACGCCAUCCUGGGCCUGCACUUUAAGGUCGACCACGACGACCACGACGACCCGCGGCCAGGGGCAGCGUCCCGCCGCCCCCUCUUCGUCGUCGGCCACCUCGACCGGCGCCCGGGGCGCCCGCCGUCCUCCGGCGUGACUCGGUGCUCCCAAGUGCUUGAGAACACUAGCGGAACGAGGACGCUGAAUCUCCCCGCCAACUACAUAUCCCUCGUCAUAUCGUGCAACCCAGACGUGCUCAGCUCUGCUGUUUAAAAAAAACUGCUCAUACGACUGCCGUUGGGACCGGCGUCGUUUUUCCUUGUCUUAUUUUGCGAACGUUUUCCCGUUUAAGAAGGAGAAAAAAUAAAGAACAUGGUGAUACCUUAA
This is a messenger RNA of Frankliniella occidentalis (western flower thrips), 1593 nucleotides long. RefSeq lists its product as uncharacterized. The record is from RefSeq and is a predicted model, not a curated record. NCBI's taxonomy places the organism in Eukaryota, Metazoa, Arthropoda, Insecta, Thysanoptera, Thripidae.